This is a messenger RNA of Diorhabda carinulata, 1787 nucleotides long. It is a transcript of the gene hh, whose product is annotated as desert hedgehog protein A. The record is from RefSeq and is a predicted model, not a curated record. Gene Ontology annotation, molecular function: patched binding; calcium ion binding. The transcript is spliced from 3 exons. Gene Ontology annotation, biological process: cell-cell signaling; regulation of gene expression; intein-mediated protein splicing. Bases 229 to 1458 code for a protein of 409 amino acids. NCBI's taxonomy places the organism in Eukaryota, Metazoa, Arthropoda, Insecta, Coleoptera, Chrysomelidae.
ACGACGCAAAGAUAAACUUGAAAAGAUGCUCAAGUACUGUACUCGAUGCUUUUCGGCACGGUGUCGCUUUUUGCGCUCCAAACCUUUAACUGUCAUCGCGUACCAACCCUUAGUUGACAUCGCGCAACCGGCCAAGUUAUUCUAACUAGCCGAUUAAUUUUUUAUAAGAGUGAUGUAAAAAAAUAUAUUUAUUUUAGUUGUGGUACCGCUAAAAAUUGACAAAAAAAAAUGAUUAUGAGGUGGUGCAUUGUGAUAAUUUUAAUGGGUACCUUCGCCGUUGAGGCUUGCGGACCGGGUCGCGGUGUCGGUCGUCGGAAAAUUGGUAGAAAACUUACCCCUUUAGUUUUUAAACAGCAUGUACCUAAUGUGCCGGAGGUUACGCUAACUGCUAGUGGGGUUGCAGAAGGGAGAAUAGGAAGAAACGAUAGCAGAUUUAAUGAUUUAGUACCGAAUUAUAACGACGACAUUAUUUUCAAGGAUGAAGAAGGUACUGGAGCUGAUAGAUUAAUGACCCAGAGAUGUAAAGAAAAAUUAAACACCCUCGCCAUUUCAGUGAUGAACAUGUGGCCUGGAGUGAAACUUCUCGUGACGGAGGGCUGGGACGAAGAGGGGUAUCACACUCCUGAAUCGUUACAUUACGAGGGCCGGGCCGUCGACAUCACUACCUCCGACAGGGACCGGUCCAAGUAUGGAAUGUUAGCCAGGUUAGCCGUAGAAGCCGGCUUCGACUGGGUAUACUACGAGAGUCGAUCUCACAUACACUGUUCUGUCAAAUUAGAGUCUUCGCAAGGUACCAAAUACGGUGGCUGCUUUCCCGGUGACAGUACAGUCGUCACAUCUACUGGCAAUACCAAAAAACUAUCCGAACUUAGAAUAGGCGAGAAAAUCCUAUCACAAGAUCCAUCUACAAACAAAUUGAUUUUUAGUGAAGUGCUAUUAUUCUUAGACAAUGAUCCCAAUCAAAAACGGGAGUUUUUGAAUUUAACUCUUUCCUCCAACAGAACAUUAGUGAUCACUCCAAAUCACUUGGUGCUAAAAGAAACCGCAGAGGGUGUUCGAACAGUAUUUGCCGAAAGUAUUAUUGUAGGUGAUAAGCUUUUAGUUAGUGUAUCAAACAAUUCGAAUUUAGUUAGUGAUAGUGUGAUAAGUAUAACUGCUGUCUUGAGGACAGGAGUUUAUGCACCCUUAACGGAAGUGGGGACUGUUGUUAUAAAUGACGUAGUGGUUUCGUGCUAUGCCACAGUAGACAGUCAAACAGUGGCACAUUGGGCUUUCUUACCACUCAGGUUGGUGUGGAACUUCAAACAAAGUUUAUGGAAAGCGUGGUCCGUAGUUAGAAAUCCAUUUAGCACAAGAUCUACUGAAAAUCUUGUUCCAAAACAGAUCGGUGUGCAUUGGUACGCAAAAAUUUUAUAUUCUAUGGCCCAUUAUGUAAUUCCUUCACAUUUAAACGAUUAAUUUUGUAUUGAAAUGAGGUUGCAGGCCAGUGAAAAAUGUACAUUGAAUUAUUUAUUGUGUUAAUAUAAAUUCUUUUUGUUAAAUUUUGUCUUGUAAAGUGAAAAAAUGUAAAUAUAUUUGUAUAUUGUGUAUAGUAUAUCUAGCUAUUGAUUUGAUCGACAUUUUUCAAGUGUUACUUAUUAUUUUGAAAAUACAUAAAGUUUUUUUACUCAAGUACCGCGACUAUUUAUUUUGUUGAUGCUUAAUUUGCUACUCCUUCCUCACAGCAAAUUUUAAUAUCACCAAAAGAAAUAUAACUACGAAAUUAAUAUUUAUUACCUUAUUAUAUA